AUGCAGUUCUCUCCUAUAGAGAUAAAAGAGAAGCUUACGAGGGCUCUUGACGACGACAACAAUGUAUCGGACAUAUCCGCUGUCCUGGAGGUUAUUGCCACCUUGGAAAGUUACCCUAUUACAAGGGAGGCACUUGAGCAAACGAGAAUUGGAAAAAUGGUUAAUGAUCUCCGCAAGAAGACGACAAAUGAUGAUUUGGCACGGCGGGCAAAGAAACUGGUGCGCAGUUGGCAUAAGCUCAUUUCUCCAUCAGAUAACUACACUGUCAAUGGAGAACGGAUAAAUACAAAUUCACCGAGCCCGAGCAUGACAGUGUUUAGUGGGGGUGGGGCCGGUUCACGGCCAGUCAGCCCAGCUUCACUUCGUUGCUCACCUGCCCUGUCUAAAUCUAGUCCAUAUGGAAUAUCUAUGUCCAACAAAAUACAUUCUCCAUGUUUGCGUGUGAAUGCAACACCAGGAACUCCAGGAUUGCAUCCUGUAUCUCCCAAAGUUGAUCCCAAUGGUGUACAAAGGUCAAAUAUUUCUCCCAAUUUGGUCUGCCCAUUGAGGGUUGGCCCCUCUUUGACUUCAAUCCCAAAAGGGUCUAAUAUUUCCCCAAAAAACAUGUGCCCUCGGAGAGUUGGCACACCAUCAUCUUCAACUCCUAAAGAACAUAGUCCUAACAUGUCAUUGUCUUCAACACCAACAUCAAAAGGAAUUUGUCCAAACCCUCCCUUUGGGAACAGUGCCUCCAAUGAAGGCCGUUGUGAAAAUAGCUACCAGAAAAAUGAACCCUGCAGUCCGGCAGGUUGUGAUCGGAAUUGUGUGUCGAAAGAAAAAACUUCAUUAUCAAAAGUUGGUUCAUUACAUUUAGGGAAAUGUUCCCCAAUUUCGAAUCAUUCCAAGGAUCGCAUCAAUGCUGGCAUAGUCAAUGAUCAAAAAAAUGCUGUAAAAGGCAAUUUAUCUAAAAAGCGAACUUUGAACGACCCAGGGGGAGGACUACCAGCUAAGCGUGUUCCCCCCCCAGAAAAAUAUGUUGCUAAAGAUUUACAUUCUAAAGAAAAGACAGUAAAUGGCAUGUGCCCAAAUUUAGAGUCUUCUGAGAAGAAAAAACCAAAUGAAGUUCUCGCCAAAUCCAAGUCUGUGAUGGACAAUUGUUUUAUGUAUGUCAGUGGUGACAGUAAUGACUCCUUCAAGAACUCUGCUAAUAAACGCAAUUUGACUGUUAAGCAAGACAAAACAAAAAUUUCUAAAGUAAAGACUACAGCCCAACUAAUAGCAGAGUUGCAAGCCAAAUCCGGGGUCAGCAGUUCCCAUUUAAAAGGAGAUGUCAUUGAAAAAAUUCGAGCAAAUCAAAUAAAAAGAGAAUCUAACAAUAUUCUACCUUCAGACAUCCACUUAAAAUCAAAUAAACGUGACUCUCGGCAACCUCAUAACAUGCUAAGCCAAGCCAAAACUGAAUUAGUGCAAAAGUUUCUGCAGACUUCUGUGAGGCCCAAUGAUAUUAAGGAAGAAUCAGAAUCUCCAUUGUCCAUAGAAAUGGACCCCUGUAGGUUGCAACUGGAGUGCAACCUUCCUGAUGGCCCAACAAUGUCUGCAGCCCAUGAACUAGCAUCAAUGUCGGCCACUCAGCAAUCUUUGCUGGAUAUUUACAACAUGCUUCCACCUUUGGACCUUGACCAGAUUGACUGGGAAGAUGACACUUACGAGGUGCCAGAACGUACCGAGCCUGUCAGUGAUGGGGAUGUCGAUAGAUUGCACUCAGAACAAUGGUCAGGUGUGAAUGGUAUGUGGGACUCAGUGGGUAUGUGGCGGGAUUGGACUCAGACUAUGUCUGCAGAAUCACUUGAAGGGAGCAGAAUAGAAUUAUUACCAUAUUGUGGGGUGGGGAAAUCAUUGUUUCUUUUGACAAAUCCAUUCUUUGGUAAGGACAUUCGAUUUGUCUGCUCCACAUUUGUUACUGUUUCUGUCUUGAUCAAAUUCUGCUUCCAUGUUGUUUCUUCCUCACUUUUCUCAUCCCUCUUUUUCUCACUCUGUUCACUUGGUGAUGGUCACCAUUUCUGA
Acanthosepion pharaonis is the source of this 2043-nucleotide messenger RNA. The record is from the annotation of a GenBank genome assembly. Lineage: Eukaryota; Metazoa; Mollusca; Cephalopoda; Sepiida; Sepiidae.